GGCACUGUCAGAAAAUGGGUUUCUCUGGAAGAAGGGAAGGAUCACCCACAAUGGAAGCAGCUGGUCAUGGUUGACUAUGGUGUUUGGCACAUUUAUUAAGCCAUCUGAAAUCUGUUUGAAUCUGUUUGCAGAUAAUAACAUGAAUGAAAUCUCCACAGAUAUACUCAGAGAAAAGUCUGAUGAAAGUGGUCAGCUCAGGGAUUGUCAUGGAAAUAAACCACUCUGCGUUCGAAAGGAUUAUGUGUGGAGGAAAUACUCACAGCAACAGCUGGAUCACAUAUUUAAAUAAAGGAAAGCAUCUGCAGCAGUUGUUUUAGAGGACCCAGAACGAACUGCUCUCUUUCACAUGGAGCUAAAGAUGGAGACUCAAUAUACAUAAGGGUGGCAAUGAUGGAGAAUUGUGGUGACUGGACGGAGUAGAUUCUUAAUUCUCCAGAUGACAGAAAAACCAUCUUCUAUCAUAAUGGUUUGGUCAGCUUCUGCAAAAAACGAGACUCCGAUAUGCUUCUCCAAAAACAGCCCUCCCUUCAAUUACAACCACACCGUUGCCUCCACCUAUUACUCUGCCGUGUUUACUGGACUGGGCCUCAGCUCCAACCUGUUUGCCUUCGUAGUUCUGGUCAAGGCCUUCCACAGGUCCCAGAGUCCCUCACAUACGUCCUUCCUCAUCUUCUUGUCGAGUUUGGUGGUAACCGACUUCAUGGGACUACUCGUGACAGGAUCGAUUGUUCUCUCUUUUCGCACCACGCACUUCGAUUGGCAUGACCUGGAUCCCCAAUGCCACUUCUGCAACUUCAUGGGCGUGUCCAUGGUCUUCUACGGCUUGUGCCCACUGCUCCUUGGAGCCGCCAUGGCCAUGGAGCGUUUUGCGGGCAUCCACAGGCCCUUUGCCCUCUCCGCUAACAUGUCGAAGAGCAGGGCCCUGUCCACCGUGCUGGCUGUGUGGGUUUUCGCCGGUUGCGUCGGCCUGUUGCCUUUGACAGGGCUAGGCAGCUACCACUUGCAGCAGCCUGGGUCAUGGUGCUUUUUCAACAUCAGCUCCCAGCCACUGGACAUGACCUUCUGCCUGGUAUUCUGCCUGGUUGGGCUGCUGUCGCUCGCCGCGUCCUUCCUGUUGAACACAGUGAGCGUGGUGACCCUGCUGCGGAUAUGCUGUGGCCAGGGAGACAUGCAGCGACAGCGGAACCUGGAGUUGGAGAUGAUGGGGCAGCUUGUCUUGAUCAUGAUCAUCGCCUCUAUCUGCUGGUGCCCUCUGCUGGUGUCUAUUGCACAGACAGUGCUAUCGGGGAAGCAUCUCCAGAUUGUUGACCUGCUGUUGUGGAUUCGCUUUGCCACCUGUAACCAGAUCCUGGACCCCUGGGUCUACAUCCUGUUCCGCUGUUCCAUCUUCAAGUGCAUAUUCCCGGUAGGGAAGGAAAGACCCCGUGGGUCCAUGAGAAGCCUGUACCCAACCUCCAUGGCCUCCCGAAGGAGACGUGCACAGGACUCUGCAGUGGAGGCUGUCCGUGGAGAAGGAGCUCCAUGUUUGGCGGACCAGCCCACUCCUCAAACCUGCUGACUUCUCCUAUCAUAUCCAAACCACCUGGUCGGUUUAUCUGUUUGUUUGUGUUGUAAUUAUUUAUAUUAUUAAUUUGAUGGUGGUUACUGCCAAGCGUGCAAUAAAAUUGAGGUUCUGUAAUUUCAGUUGAAAUAUUUUGUCGUCCAGACAGCCAGGAAUCUGUGACUCACUCGGUCUGUGUAUACCAUCUGCAUUGACUUUCUGUGGAAUAUUUAGCUUAACAUGCCUUGGUCCAGAGGCAUAGCACUGUGCAUCUGAGCCAGUCUAUGUAUGGUCAAGCUAUGCUCCUGUUGCAGAGAUGGUGACUGAUGAAAUGGCUGACUGCAAAGCUGAGGUGGUCUCGCUGAUCAACUUGCUCAUAUGUUCAUAGCAAUGGCGUGGCUAAACUGAGCUGACCAAUUGGUUUUGAAGAUGGAAAAAAUGACUCUUUAUUGCCAAUGAAUUAUAAUGAGCACAACUGCAUUUAAACAAUUUCUUCUUUGCACAAAAUGAGAAUGUUGGGCCCCCAAUUCUGCAUUCUAUUUAUCUAUCAAUAUCUGCCAAAAGGACCAAAUGGAACCCUUUAUUUUUAAUUCAGAGUUUUUAUUGAGGGUUAUAUUGAUAUAUGACAGGAUCUUGUGCUCAGUGAUAUUAACAUUCUGAAUUGUUUUAUUAUUUCAAAUUGAUGAUAAAUGAAUAUUCAUAUUGCUUGUGUUCAUUGGACACUUUCAAACAACAUAGUUAACAAAGUGACAAAGCAAUAGUUAACCUUGUUUUCUGGUGUUUAUAAACAAACACCAUCCUAACACCAUUUCUCUUGCCUCAAGUCUCAUAGUCAAAUGUGCUUCUCUCCUUAAUGCUAAGACCAGCUCCAUACUCAACAUUGGCUGACCAGUUCAAGCUAUGUUUUGGUACUGGUAGCUGGUAUUUCAAGCUGGUCAUAGCUGGGCUUUAGACCAGGGGCUUUACUCCUAUUUGCUGUAGUUGUAUGCUUAUCCCAAGGUGACGUAUCAUUAGAUUAACCUUGACAUACAGUAUUUCAAUUAUGGCUUUAGGUUUCCAGGACGUUUUCGAUCUCGACAAUUUACUUUCUAUAUUCCACCUUUAUGAAGAUUAGCACAUGUGUUUCCGUGUGUUUUUUUCUUUGAGUUGUGACUGGCGAUUGGUUUUCGUGAAGCCAAGACGAUACCAUCCCUAUAUUUUGGCCAUGCAUCUAAAUAGAUGCCGGCUCUCUCUCUGAACUAAACAUACUUGCCACAGCGUGUUUG
Molecule: messenger RNA, 2805 nt
Organism: Conger conger (European conger)
Lineage: Eukaryota; Metazoa; Chordata; Actinopteri; Anguilliformes; Congridae
Product: thromboxane A2 receptor-like
Exons: 4
Coding region: 437-1558 (373 amino acids)
Biological process (GO): positive regulation of blood pressure; positive regulation of vasoconstriction; adenylate cyclase-activating G protein-coupled receptor signaling pathway
Cellular component (GO): plasma membrane
Molecular function (GO): thromboxane A2 receptor activity
Source: RefSeq, a predicted model, not a curated record